Sparassis crispa is the source of this 2004-nucleotide messenger RNA. RefSeq lists its product as hypothetical. The transcript is spliced from 2 exons. The record is from RefSeq and is a predicted model, not a curated record. Bases 1 to 2004 code for a protein of 667 amino acids. NCBI's taxonomy places the organism in Eukaryota, Fungi, Basidiomycota, Agaricomycetes, Polyporales, Sparassidaceae.
AUGAGUCUCCUCACUCUGCGCGAUUGCGUCCAGUGCCCUUCUAGCCUUCCCCCGUGUACUUGCUCGUCAGACCAGACCUGUAUCCUCAUAGAAGAGUCUUGUAGCGCGUGUGCUAGCUACACCUGCGCAGCAAACGACAAGUCCUCGAGCUCUGGCUCGGGUGGUGUCAGCAAAGGCGCAGUGGCAGGGGCCGUGGUCGGGGUCGUCAUAUUUCUGGCUGCCGUCGUGGCAGCCGUGUACCUCUACCGCCGACGUCUGCGCAAGCAACGCGAGGCUGUCGCAGCCCUAGAGCGCAAGGGGGACGUGCCGGCUCGCGCGGAGGAUGUGCUCAAUAGACCUGAUCCGAACGAAAAGGCGAACGCGGCAGAGCCUGUACCAAAUGAACGUACGGUGCGCGUUUACUCUGGCGCCGAUGGUGGUGUCAUCAACCUCGAUCCCGAGGCGGUGGAUUUCAGCGGCGCUGGGCCUACCUCCGCGCACCCGUCCCGCCGUGGGUCUGCGCAAUCCAAUCCGUUCGAAGACAACCACUCGAUCCAGACGACGUCCACUGGAACGCAGUCCAACGUGAUCCCUAUCGCGCUCGUUGCCCCGCAUGCGCACACCCCCCCACCAUCGAUGCAGGCUACAUCGGGAUCGAGCGUCGGACCGUCUGGACCCACUCGCCCUUCGCGCUCUCCGGAUCUGGACCUGAACCUGGAACAUGUCAAUGUCUCUCAGGAUGCGGUUAACAGCGAUGCCGACUCACAGCGCUCUGACAUGGGGAACACCAACGCAAUCGCGAACCACCGGCUGUCGUACAUGACGACGGGCAGCUACGCCAGCGACUUCCUGAACGAGGCACCGGUAAUCGUGACGCCGACGCGGGGAUUGGUGAAACAGGUGGUUGGCGUGGUCAAAGCCGACUACGUGAGGGCGCCGGCAGCACCAAGCAACGAGGGAUUGCGCGCUCCGUCGGGGAUGACGCGUCCCCCGGUGCGUUCCCCGCUGGCGGCAACGAGUUUCGGUCCGUCGGACGUGCUGCGGGAGACAGAUGAUGAGCCAGAGGUCGUCGCACGUGGCAAUCCAUUCGGUGACGAGCAUUCAGCGCAGCACACCGGCCUGCCAUCGCCCGCACCGUCUGUGUCAACAUUCGGGUUUCCUGACGCUAUGCGUACCCCUCAGCAGAGCGCGAGCCAAUACUCAGAGCCCACACCCGACCUCGAGCACGAAUGGACUCCCGAGGGUCCACGACCUGCAUUCGCUAAGAAGGUUCCACGCCCAGUUAGCACAGCCACAGCUGCCUCUUCCGUCAUUGGCGCAGACAUCAGUACUGCGACGCGUGUGCACAUUGGGCUUCAGCAAUACAUCGGCGACAACGUCCCCCCUGCUACGGCUUCCAGUGGAGCAUUGGGCACGCCUCGCUCGCCUUAUAGAAUGACGAGCGCCCAGCUCGUGUCCCCCCCCUCCGCGGCUUACCGAAACGGGCCAAUGGAGCAGCAGCAGCAUCGGGCGAUGCAAGACCUUGACGAGAGACGAAUGUCUCAGUCCUCCGUCUUGACCACGUCGACGCGCGCCGAUUCCAUCCUCGAGAGUUUCCCCUUCGUUCCACCUUCGCCCAUCUCCAACCGUCCGAUCCGGUCCCCACCGCGCUCUCCACUUGCACAGCAGACGUUCGCCAAUAAUAAUAAAUCAGCACAGUCAAAGAUUCCAGCUGCGCGAGGAGAAGUCGUGCACGAUACCGCUCAACCUCCCGACUCCCCUCUUCCCCCGCCUCCUAACCGGCAGAUGCUUGGACUGUCGGUUGCCUCGCAGUCCUCGACGACAUCGAAUGGACUGGGCUCGUUCCCCUUCCAGAUCGAUUCUGGGAGCGGCUCAGAAAGCGCCACGCCUUCGACUUCACCGCCAUCCGCCUUUAUGGGUCGUCAGCGUGCAAGCUUAGACACGCUUGCUCUAACGAGCGACCUAUCCUCGUAUCCGCUUGGAUUUGAUCGCGGUUCUGCGGCGCCUAUGCCUCACCGACGCUAA